Episyrphus balteatus (marmalade hoverfly) is the source of this 3017-nucleotide messenger RNA. It is a transcript of the gene Vrp1, whose product is annotated as WAS/WASL-interacting protein family member 2. The record is from RefSeq and is a predicted model, not a curated record. Gene Ontology annotation, biological process: actin filament polymerization. Gene Ontology annotation, cellular component: cytoplasm; actin filament. The coding region runs from base 743 to 2782 and encodes 679 amino acids. NCBI's taxonomy places the organism in Eukaryota, Metazoa, Arthropoda, Insecta, Diptera, Syrphidae. Gene Ontology annotation, molecular function: actin binding; microtubule binding. The transcript has 9 exons.
AAACGAAACAGCAAAGGUGUUCUGAGACAGUGCCAUUUCAACAUUCCAAGUAUUUCAUUUUUGGAAAAAAAAAGAGUUGAAUUUUCACUUCGAUUCGAAUGUCAAAUAAAUCCGGAGAACGUCAAAAAAAACCAUCUUUAUUUUUCCUCUGCUUUUUUUACUAGUUCGUAGUUGUGUCUCCAUGCAUUUUUUUUGUGUGAAAAAAAAAAUGCAAAAUUUCCUCAAAACAUUUUUUUGCACAAAAAUGUAUUCGCCUUCUUGUUAACAGUUAAUUGUGCAAUUCUCGAAGAAAAUAAUAAAUAUUUAGAAUAUCAUUUAAACCAUGAAAACCUCAAAUAGCAAUUCCACACCAAAAGUGAUUUCAAUAAUUUAAGAUAAAAAAAAAGAAAACAAAAAGAGCAAAAAACUCGCGUUGCAAACUUAACAAAGAAUCAAGAAAAUGUGAAAUUUCUUUAGAAAAAAAAAAUAUAUUUGUACAUCAAAUAAAGUCUGUGGAGUAUUUUUUUCAAGUUGUUUCAUUUGGUUCUUAAUUAAAUAUUUAUUCGAAAUCUAUUGAAAUAGAAAUCUAAAGUCAAUUUUCAGUUCCUCAGUUUUUUUUUUUUUGUGUCACCGUUUUCUGUUUCUGUGCAUGUUUUCUGAAUUAAAAUUCGUUGAAUAAGCAGAUUCAAUCAAGAUUAUCUAAAAAGUGCGAAUAAUUUGAAGAAACUAAAAACAGCAGCAGCAAAUAAAAGCAACAUUCAAGAUGGCAAUCCCACCACCACCGGGACCACCUCCCCCGCCAGGUCCGCCUCCUCCACCAGCGAUGGGUGGGUUAAAACUAGGCAGCUCUGCAGGCGGUGCUGGAGAUAUGAGAUCGGCCCUUUUACAAUCUAUUCAGAAAGGUACCAAAUUAAAGAAAGCCGUUACAGUUGAUAAAAGUGGACCUGCUUUAUCAGGAAAAGUUCGUGACGAUUCCAAACCAGUACCCACAUCAACGGCCUCCCCAAAAUGGACUCCCAAUAGCAAUGUUGUGGCUAAUGGAGGACCUAAAUUGGGGGGUCUCUUUGAAGGUUUGUCAUCAAUGCCAAAAUUAAAACCUGUAAAUGGAGCACGAAGUUCGCCGUCUUCCACGCGAUCAAACACAGCACAACAGCAGCAAUCUGAAACAAUCACAUCUGCAACAACGAACAGCAGAAGCUCACCCCCCUCAAAUAGUCCACUGGAUUUCAACGCUGAACUGACAAAGCAUCUAACGCUAAAAAAACAAAAGCAACAGACAAACGUUACUGAAGCAAAUUUAAGGACUAAUCGUGGACCACCUCCACAACCUCCAGCAGCACCACCCAAGAAUCUUUCAUCAAGUACCUCUGACUCGCUGCUGGAGAAGAGUAAUUUAAAUUCACUGAGAUCGAGUCCGAAAAUUGGAGGAACAGCAGCAAUAGGGGGCAGCAAUGCUAAGUCUUCAUCACCUACGCUAUCGGAAGGCAGUAGCAGUAGUGGAAGUAAUACAAUUAACACUGGCAUCAGCACAGUGAAGAAAAACGCUGCUAACUUAAAUUUAUCAUUAGGCUCCAAUUCAAGUUAUGUACAUAGUAUGAGUAGUCAAACAAAAACUUCGUCAUCGUCGUCGUUGUCAUCGACAAUUUCUUCUACUGUUACUACAGUGACAACACAGCGCGUUACUGGUUUAGCGCCAAACAAAUCAGCUCUUUUUGGAGCAGUCAGUGAAAGUAAAUCCCCAGUACCGGGAUCACCUGGAUUAAGUGGAAGUGCAGCACCUGCUUCUUCAACGUCAUCAUCGAACAGAUUCGGACCAAGUCAUGGAAAACCAAACUUUGCACCAAAACCCCCCGGUAUUCAGAAUCAAAUGGCAGCAGCAAAUGGACAAAAGUCAACUGUUGCCCGUCACCAUAGUAUGAAAUCCCCCAGAUCCCCACCCAUUGCACCGGCUGGUGGGCCUGUCUUCCCGACUUCACAAGCAUUCGCAACAAUGCGAACACCCCUCACAUUAUGUCAAUCACAGGAAACAAUAAGUAUCCGGCAAGCGCCAAAUCCCCCAAUUGGCCGCCCAACAGUCGCCCCACCAAAACCACCUACAGUCAAAGCACCUCCACCUCCCACACCUGCUAGAAGUAUAUCAAAUACAAACCUUAAUAAUCUUACACUGAGUUCGGCACAAAGCAACUCGAAUUUAAACUCAAGUCUUACGCCAAAUGUAUCCUCUUUGAGAGAACAUUUCAAAACGAGUCAAAAUAAUUUAUCUACAACCGGAACAACAUCGUCAAAUAAUUCACCGCCAUCGAAGACAAGUUCACCAAUUAUAAGCAGAACACCAGCCAGCCAAAUUAAUGGUGCCCCUCCUCUUCCUCCACAUAGGACAUGUCCAGCACCACCUCCUCCACAGCGACAGACAUCAUUUAAUGCUGGCGCACCACCUGUGCCUCCACAAAGACACUCAUCAAUGCGUCCUCCCUCAAUAACAUCUGCUACAGCAGCUAACACCUCGAAUAACAACAGUUAUGGUCAUAACAACAGCUCAGCAGUCAGUCGCUUAGUAACAGAUUUGGAAUCAAAAUUCGGUAAACGAUUUCACAAUGUCACCGAGUUUCCGACUCCACCUCCAUUUUUGAAUAUCCAAAAAAUGUAUCCUAGUCGUAAUGCAGUUAAAGCAACUAACGCACCUCAAAUACCAUCAGCACCAUCGGAACCACCGCCAUCACGGAAGCAAAGAGCACCAGCGCCCCCUAUACAAGCGAAAAUAAAUGCUUACGCACAACAACAAAUGGAGAAUCAACAAUGGUAAACAAAGUUGAUAAAAUAAUUGAGUAUAUACUUUUUAUAACCAUCAACGUAGCAAUAAUUUUAAUAGAUUAAACACAAUGUAGUUAACAGAUUAGUUAAUUUAAUUUGUUAACGUUAACAUAAAUUGGUUUGAGGUUAAUAGUUUACUGAUUUUAUAAGAGCAUUUUAAAGUUAAACCAAAAAAAUUAAACAGUAUUGCACAAAUACAAACACAAAUAUUAUUAUAUUAUGAACAU